AUGAUUUGGCGAUCCCUUUGGGCAGUUCGUGAAGCUGGCGGCGCAGCGGAUGUUGCGGUGGUGGUUGCUGCCGUUCCCGACAUCUUCGAGGAUGCGGACUUGCGCAAAGCUGCGAUUGCCUGUGCUUUGGACGCUGCGGUUGCCAGCUUGAAAGGAGUGACAGUGUCCGGUCUCACUUCUUCCAUGCAGCAUUGCCUUCUUGCGGCAGUGUUGGAAGAUCGCGUGGAUCAGCGGGCAGGUUGGUGGCGUCUCGCUGGUUGUUCUGAGCGAACGGACCCUGCGGAUGUCGCUCGCCGGCUUUGGUAUCUGGCCAACCUCGAGGCGGAGCCGCGAGCGGCGGACACGGACGGGUACGAGGCUGUCUUGAGCGUGAUCCAGCAGAAGUUUCAUACCCGCAAGUUCGAUCAGGGCGACAAGACCUUUCUUCGGGCGCUGAUGCGUCGUUACGGCUGGGAGCGACGAACGUCGGCGAGCACAGCAUGCUGCUGGUUCCAGACUUUCAGCGAAGUUCGGAAGGCUGAAGACUGGUCGGAAAUUGCUUGGUUCCUGGUAACCGAGCUCUUGCACCCGCUGGCUAGCAUCGGCGUGCGCGACCUGCAUAACCCCAUCGCGGUGUCGGAAGCUAGGUCCAGCGAGCAAGGCAUAGACCGGGUAGCGGUCUCUUUGCGGGAUGAUCUUCUCGGCUGGCAAACGGAGGAAGGGUGUUGCCGUCUGCCUUCCGUGCAGGAGAAUCCAGACUUGGUCAAGCGCGUGGAAAGGUAUUACACGGAUCAUGCCACCAAGAGGGCGGAGGCCAUGAGAAAGGCUUACCCCCCGGACUUCGAGCCGUUGUCUGCAGUUGCACUCGAUUGCCUCGGAAGCGGCCCGGAUGCACAACACGGUAUUCUCUGGCGUUCUGCUGCAGAGCGGGCCUUGCUGUUUGCCAUCCCUGGCUGGUGCGAGGGCCGGCGCAACAAGCAGUGUUUCUUGCCCGUGGAAGAUAUGCUGAAGCUUUCAGACGAGGUGGUUCGCAAAGCGCUGGAGUUUUUGCGAGACCCCGAAGCAUCUCUGACUCGGAAGCUGGAGAAUGUCGCCGCGUGGCUGGAUUGCUCUCCGAGUUUGCCUGGUGUGUGCGAAGCAGUGUCUUGUCGCCUGCUCUGUCCUUGCUCGGACGAUCCAUCGGUGAUUUCCGAACGGUACUGCUGCCGCUUGUGUGUCUUCAGUUGCCAGAACUUGGGGGAUCUGAAGCAGCACAUUGUCAGCAGUCACUGUGUGCGGCCUCUCGACGCGGAGCUGGCUUUCGUUGAAUACCGUAAGAAAAUCUUGGCGAUGGUGGAGCACGCCGGUCCCAUGGUGCCUGGGAUGAGUCGCCAGCGCGCAAUCGCCGCAAAUUUCGACCAGCAGCUGCGCUGCCCUGUCGGAAUGGAUGGCGGCCGAGCGGAAGGAGGCUGCGUGGUGUGCGCUCGCCGCUUCUGGCUCAGCGAGCUGUACCCGAUGGUCCUGUUUCAGAGUCCGGAGGCGGAUUUGUCUACUAUCGAGGUGCCGUCCGGAGAGUUUCUGCUGUUGCAUCGACGGCGCAUGCCCGCAUCUUCCGUGGAUCCGUGCCCGGUUUGCCGAAACUGUCGCCUGAGUCUGAAGAGCUCGAUUCUCACGCUUCCGAGACAUGCGCUGGCCAACGAUCUUUGGAUGGGACGUGUUUUGCCCGAGCUUUCCAAUCUGUCCCCCGGAACAAAGCGGUUGCUUCCGAUCGUACGGGUCUGCAUGCAGGUGACUGUCCUGCAACCCUUGUCGCUGCCGCGAGAUGAGAGACAGAAGGGAUAUAUCGGCAACACGAUUUUCUUGCCUCAGGCUGGUCCUGGCGCCAUCCAGGCUACGUUGCCUCCCAAAGACCAGGACAUGGCCGAGAACAUUUUGUUCGUUUUGGUGGGGCAGAAGAAAGAGGAUCUCAUUAAGUCCAGCAAGCUCCUGCAAGCUCCCAGGGGGGAAUACGUUGCGGCUGUGGAGAGCUACCUGGCCCGCGAACUAUUGCAAAAGGGGCCCGCCGACGCGCAAGGCCAAGCUGAGGAGGAGGAGGAGGGGCAGGACGAGCGGCGUCCGGAGCACGGCGCCGGCAGCUCGGAGGACGCCGUCUUGCGAAUUCCAGCUGCUGGUGCCGGCCGCUCGGAUGACGCCGUCUUGCGAAAUCCAGAUGUUCAAUCGGACUCGGGUCAUUUGGUGUCCAGCAUCGUCGGAUUGAACGACGAUUCAGACGACGGCAAUCGCUGGCUGCGAAUGUGCCGCGACGUAGAAGACUUGUGUCGUCGCAAGCCUGUGCAGCAAUACUACACGGACGCAGAAUCCGUCCUUCGCAACCGGGCCCAAAACGAUUUGGAGCAUGAUCGAUCGCCCGCCGUGGGCUUGUUGGGGCGCGAGGGAGCUCAAGAGCGGCUCGUGCUGCGCCGUGUUCAAAGGGUGCAAUCGCUGGCUAAGGGCGUGGAGCAGGAGCGAAGAGCUCAGGGGCAGAUGUUCGAGGUGCGGCCGCAAAAGCUCGUGGUGCCUAGUCGUGACGAGCCGAUGAACAUGUUCCAGCCGGCGACAUGGGCCAUGGCGUUUCCGGAGCUUUUCCCUUGGGGCGACGGCGUGCCGUUUGUCAAGCGGGAGACUAGCAUGGAGGCGGGCGAGGUAUUUCGGUAUUUGCUGCUUCGAGAGGAGCUGGUCUAUGGCGAGAGCGAUGCCCCGCCGAGCAGCUCUUGCCCGUCAUAUACGAUGUCAACCGCAGCUAUGGCGUUGCACGGGGAGAAGGCCGACAUUCGUGAGUUGUUGCGCUCGUCGGAGGUGGAUGUCUCACUGAAGCGGGCGCUUGGCAGUGUGCUGCAGGUCGGCGCGAGUGUCUUGGGCACGGAAGGCCACCGCAGUCAAAUUCGACUUCGCGGCCACGCGGCUGGCUGGCACUAUGGCACCUCGCACGUCUUCGUGACGCCGAAUCUGGCGGAUUCUCGUGCUUCUUUGCUGCUGCAGCUGCACAUGCAGGGUCUGGAUGGGAAGGUGGAAAACUACGACGUGGAUUUGCGAUGGGACUUGGAGGAUCCCGUGCUGCCGUCGUUGGCCGCAAUGCGGCGCGUGCUGGCAGCUGAUCCCGUGUCGCAGGCCAGGUUUUUCGACCUCAUGAUGACCUUGUUCUUGGAAGAGGUGUUGGGAACAUUGCCAGCCUUUACCCGAGCCAGUUUUCGGGCAGGUAAGGCUCAAGUCUACGAAGAUGGUUUCGCGGCGUCGACUUUCCCAGGUUGUUUCGGGGACAUUGCCGCCUUCUGCGGACCUCUGGAGACUCAAGCUGCAAGCCGGAUUCGAUACGACAGUCAGCUUGGCUUGGCCGCCCAGCUCUCGGUAGAAGCCGCGCCUCUUCCUCUCGGCGAACGUCAGCGGGAGUCUGCGGGCAAUCAGUAUGCCGAGACUCAGCUGGGGCCGAAGGAGUCGGACGGGCAUGAGCUAGCGACGACGGAGAGUAUCGAGCAUGUGCCCUUGCAGUUGACAGGCUGCUAUAAUUCGCUUCGACCGGCUUAUCUUCGGCGUGGGCGGAAUGGAGAUCCACUGCCUGGCUCCGAGUGGUCGCAGCAGCUGUGCAAGGACUAUCGGCGUCUGGUCAUUCAAAACCACUUUCACAAGUGCACGAAGUCUUGCUUCAAGAAGAAGUCUUCCAGGGGCAAGCGUGGAUGUCGCUUCGGGUGCUUUCACUUGGAGCUGAUGACCGAGACGAAGGACGAUGGUGAGGAGAAGGCUUGCAUGAGAUGUAACGUGGACGUGAAGUAUCUUGGGCGAAGUCUUUGUAGUGGUGAUCUGGAAAUGUUGAUGGCCCAGGGUGAGCACAAGUGUCUGGACGCAUGCCUGCAGCGGCUGAUUGUUGACAUGUUUCGAGACAUGCAGGACAACAUGGCCUUGGAUGUUCAAUUCUAUACCGGAGAGUAUGCCGCGAAGAAGUUCGAGAUAUCGCGGUCAUUGCUACCAGAACUUUUUGCCGGAAUCCAACGCUUGGAACAGGAAGAAACCGAACGCCGGCGUCAAGAGUCGGAGAAUGCUGCGGAGGCUGCCCCAGCUGAGCCUGGUGUGCGGUCGCAAGCUACGCAACUUCGCGCGUUGAGUGUCCUGCGUCGUUUGGCGUUCGGCAUGCAGCGUUGCGUUGCGAAGUCCAACGGCGAGAUGGCGUAUCAACUGUUGUUUCAGCAGGAACAACUCGUGAGCUACAGCGGGUACAACAUGUUCUUCCGUUUCGUCCCCUACGCGAUGAUGAAGGCUCGCCAGGUGGCGCUGGAAGCCUUUUCCGAAAGCUGGCCUGACUUGCGUGUUGUUGCAUUGGAGACCGAGCAGAACCCGGAAGGCUGUGAGGUCCCGUUGCAGGAGGUGGCGGAUGUAGUCGAAGACACUGGCGUCGGGGACCCUGUCGGCAAGGGUCGCCAACAGUCGCAGGUGGUGUCCUACAAUCAGAAGGACGACUACGUGCAUCGCGGCCCCAGCGCCGUAUUGGCUUGCAUGUCCCUGGUAAACUACUCGCGCUACGUGCGGCGUGAGCUUCGAGUUGCUGAUGACAACGUCGUGGUGCCGAUGGAUUUACAAUGGCCUGCAGCUGGCGAGCAGGAGAAGCUGGCUUGUUGCAUGCUGGGGCUUUCUUAUCCGUUUCCUCGCUGUUCCGGUGCUUCACAUUGCGUCGAAUCUUGGAAGUGUUUCGAGUGCCACGUGUUGGAGCCGCGAAAGGAAGAAGGUUUCGUGCGAUGCCGGUUUUCACCAAUGUGGCGGCACUGGCGCGCCUGCAUGAAGCUGCGCAAAGCUUCUGCGCAGGAGAGGCUUUUGGCCGGUGUAGCCCUUCCGUAUGUGAGGGAUCUCAUCGGUGUCCGAGAGUGGUUUCCGACGCCCGUGGAUGGCCAAGCUGAGGAGGAGGACGAGCAGGACGAGCGGUGUCCAGAGCACGGCGCCGGCAGCUCGGAGGACGCCGUCUUGCGAAUUCCAGCUGCUGGUGCCGGCAGCUCGGAUGACGCCGUCUUGCGAGAUCCGCCUACCGAGCCGGACCCCGGCCACUUCGCAUACUUCCUCAUGUGGUGUUGGGGCAAGAUGUUUUCCGAUCGCAGCAGUGCUUCUCACGAUCUUCCGCGAGUUCACGAACGAAUUUGUUGCUUUUUGGGCAUUCCCUGUGGAUUUCACUAUACUCAACUCACUGCCCUGGAGCAUAUGUGUCACGUGCAAGAUACCUGGCUGGAGCGACUAUCUUUACAUCAUUCGGCGAGACAGACGAGCAGCAGCCAGCGCAGAGCGGACCGCUUUGCGUACGUAUCCAAAGCGGACGAAGAUGGCGAGGAGGACGAUGCAGGGCCCGUGGACAUCGAGGGUGACGGCGUCCCGGACGACCUCGAGCACCAAGAUGCCAUCGAGCGCACUGAAUGCGCCGAGUACGCUGUGUCCAUGGAUGCCCUGGCGGAAGUUUUGUUCCGCGACAAGGAGUGGAAGAGUGCAAUGUCGGGACGUGCGAGCAAAACCAAGGAGGCGUUGCAAUGCUUGAAGCUCGUCGUGGACGGUCUCGGCGGCUUGCCAGACGUUCAGGCGGCACCUUCCGGUCCAACUGUCGGUGCUGCUGGCAUUCGGAGAAUCUGGGCGCAGGGCGACGCCCAAGCGGCCUUCGACCAGCAGCGUCGUUACCUGGAUAAGGCUGAUGGUAAGCGCCAGGAGCGCGUCAAUUGUCUGUGGCUGGGAGCAGGAGGGAGCGGGAAAACAUGGGCGUACACCCAAGUUGUACGGCCGGUCUUUCGCCGCUUCUUCGGCGAAGAUGGGUUCGUGGCGGGCGCGCCCACGCACGCUGCCGUGCGACUGCUAGGACGAGAAGCACGCACGCUGCACAAGCUGGCUAACGUCAAUCCCGGCGGCGGCCUGGACCGUCGGACUCUUCGGGCACAGAAAGCCAGACAAGACGCCCUGGAGAGGUACAGUAGUUUCGCGGAUGGGCUAACUUAUCGUGGUAAUUUGGAACGCAAGGUCUUCGACGAAAUGUCCAUGACUCCGUCUGAUGUUUAUCAUGCUGCCGGCUAUCGCUUUGCCUUGCAGCGCGCCGACACAUUGGAACUGGACCCUUCUCGUUACCUGCAGGAGAGCAAUGCAUCGGAGCUGGGACGCUUGCUUUUCAAGAAUUCUGUGCGCAUCGUGGUCCAUUUCACGGGGACCGGACGGUUUUCAUCCUGCGCAUCCGGGCAGUCCUUGGUCCGCAUUCUCGGACACAUGCGGCAAGGCACCAGCUUGUCUGAUGCUCUCUGGCGAGAGCUGCAAUCUCGAGUGUUACAGCCGGACACCUUGUCGACCGUCAACGGCAGAGAAGAGUUCUUCUCGGCCUACUGGGGCGGUAUGGCUUGGGAGCAAGUGGGUAGACUGCAGCAUCUGCGGUCUACUUUGGAAGCUCGCGCGGCACAGGAGCAACUUUACUUCGUGCAGGCGAUCGACAAGCCCGCGGGAGGUCGCAGUCUUACGCCGGAAGAAGCUAGCGCUGCGCUCAGAACAGUCAACAUGACGAAGACGGGAUACCUGAUGGGCAUGUGCCCGUUAUUCGUUGGCAUGAAGGUCCGCAUCUCGUGCAUUUUACCCGAGACACUUCUCAGCAGGGAGUUGCCUUGCAUCGUUCGACGCGUUGAGCUGCAUCCGAAGGAGCCCGUGGUGGAGAGCAGUGCAGCUUGUGUCGUGCUGCGUUACCAGCCACUCGGCGUGCUUGUGGAAGUGGACGAUAAGGAAUACUCGCAACUACAGCUGCCUGGCGCGUGCGACGUUCCCAAAGGCCACUUCUUCGUGCGGCCGGUGUGCGAAAGCAAUGGCUUUCUGGUCCAGGUUGGCAAGGACUCGAAAUUCAGAGUCAUGCGCAAGCAGGCGCGCCAUCGUCCGUGUUUGUAG
Messenger RNA from Symbiodinium sp. CCMP2456, 6873 nucleotides. Lineage: Eukaryota; Dinophyceae; Suessiales; Symbiodiniaceae. The record is from the annotation of a GenBank genome assembly.